Messenger RNA from Haemonchus placei, 1071 nucleotides. The record is from the annotation of a GenBank genome assembly. Lineage: Eukaryota; Metazoa; Nematoda; Chromadorea; Rhabditida; Trichostrongylidae.
AUGGCGGCUCCGGACGGCGGCCCAAAAGGCGAUCGAAUAUGGUGUGAUGGAUGCUAUGAUAUGGUACACUUUGGUCAUGCCAAUCAAUUACGUCAAGCCAAACAAUUUGGCAAGAAACUUAUUGUUGGCGUUCACAAUGAUGAAGAGAUUACGAUGCAUAAGGGUCCACCAGUGUUCAAUGAAGAAGAGCGAUAUAGAAUGGUCGAAGGCAUCAAAUGGGUCGAUGAGGUCGAUGACAUUACGCUCACAGCCGACGGAAGAGACACAUACGAGGAGGUGAAGAAAGCGAAGCGCUAUCGUGAAUGCAGACGAACAGCCGGAGUAUCGACCACGGACCUUGUGGGACGGAUGCUUCUCUUGACAAAAUGUCAUCACGUGUCCGAAGAGCACAUGGAUCAGCAUCGAGAACGUGCUCGAACGUUGAGCACGGAUAGCGUAGCACAGUCGCCGUGGACGCGCGUUUCGCGCUUCAUGGCGACCACCCAGACCAUCGUCGAGUUUGCUGAGGGGCGAGCGCCAAGGCCAACUGAUAAGAUCGUUUACGUGUGUGGCGCCUUUGAUCUGUUCCACAUUGGACAUCUUUCCUUUCUGGAGGAGGCGGCCAAAUUGGGCGACUAUCUUAUUGUUGGAAUAUUAACAGAUCAGGUUAUAAACGAGUACAAAGGAAGCAACCAUCCAAUCAUGUCAUUGCACGAAAGAGUUUUGAGCGUCCUCGCUUACAAGCCAGUGAACGAAGUUGUGAUCGGAGCCCCAUACAGCGUUACUGACGAUAUUAUUGAUCGGUUCAAUAUCUCUAUUGUCUGUCAAGGUAGUCGUGUACCUCAUCACGAUCACAUCGGUCCCGAUCCGUUUGAAGCUGCAAAAAGACGAGGUAUAUACCGUGAAGUGGACUCGAAGAGCGAUAUGACGACAGAAAAGAUCAUUCAACGAAUCAUUGAGCACAGGCUGGAGUUUGAACGUAGGAAUAGAAAAAAGGAAAAGAAAGAGCAGGAAGCGUUUGCUGCGCUCCAGAAACUGACAACGAAUGGUACGGUGGACACGAGGAACGCUGUUAACAUCAUGGAUUUAUAA